AGUAUUUCAGACAUCAUCUAGUGACUACUAUAAAAAUAGUUUUUCAUAACACGAUUGUUUUUUUCUCUGUAACUCUUCAAAAGUGAAUCAUUGAAAGAAAAUAAGAAUUGAAAAUGUCAGCGAAAUGUGAAAAUGGAAGAGAUAUUUUGAUAUCGAUGGUGAUCUAAAAAUAUUUCAGUUUUAGAUUGGGAAAGUAUCCACUCUUAACAGCAGUGGUGGAACUACACUAUCAAGUGACAAAUUUUCAUCCAUAGAUUAUGGAAACAAGGAUUUUUUGUUGGGGAAGUGCUGUUAGUGGGGAGCUUGGAUUAGGAGGAAUUGAAGAAGAUCAUAUAGUUAGUCCAAGAAGAGUUUCUAACUUUCCUGAAGAGAAAAGUGUACAAGACAUUGCUUGUGGUAAACAACAUACACUAGUCCUCCUACAAGAUGGAACCCUCUUUAGUUGUGGGAAUAAUGACAUGGGUCAGUUGGGGCAUACAAUGUCACGAAGCAGACUAACCAAAGUGAAGGCUUUAGAGCCUCAUGUGAUCAAGCAUCUGGCCUGUGGAGAAGCUCACAGCUUAGCAGUAAGUGAGGCUGGUCAGGUUUUUGCAUGGGGUAGUGCAAGUUCUGGGCAGUUAGGUUUGGAAAAUGAAGGAGACCAUUUGCCCUCUCCAAGGAUGAUAAAGAAGUUGGCCACUUUGACUGUGGUCCAAAUAGCAUGUGGUCAUCAUCAUUCACUUGCUUUAACAAACAAUGGAGAAUUAUAUGCUUGGGGUGAAAACAACUACGGGCAACUAGGAAUAGGAGGAAAGGAUACACAAAAUUAUCCUUGUUUAGUUGAAGCUUUGAAAGGUUUACCUAUUGAUCAGAUUGCAGCUGGUGGUUCACAUAGUUUUGUCCUUUCAAAAUCAGGAUCCAUCUUUGGAUGGGGAAAAAACUCAUUUGGACAGCUGGGUUUAAAUGAUACAGAAAAUCGCAAAGUUCCUACUUUAUUGAGGCAGUUACGGUCACAGCGUAUUAAAUACAUCUGUUGUGGUGAGGACCACACAGUAGCACUUACUCAGGAUGGAGGAGUUUUUACAUUUGGAGCUGGUAUGUAUGGUCAAUUAGGACAUGGUAGUAAAAGUAAUGAAAUUCUUCCCCGACGUGUUCUAGAACUCAUGGGCAGUGUUGUUACUCAGGUGGCUUGUGGUAGGUGUCAUACAUUGGCUUACGUACCUGGUCAAGGAAGACUCUAUACUUUUGGCCUUGGAGGAAGUGGUCAACUAGGGCUAGGAACAACAACAAAUUAUUCCACACCUAUGGUCAUACAUGGCCCUUGGGUUAACCACUGUACAGAUUUAGCUGUAAUAACAUGUUCUUCGAGUGUUUCUAAUAUUACAUCCAUACACCAAAUUCUAAACAGUGAAUUAAGUCAGUCACAGUCUGAGAGAAAAAGUGAAGACACAUUAGUGUUACAUUCUAGAAAAUCUGAAAAAAAUUCAAAUGAUAUACCUGGAGCAUGUGUUCAGUCCACUUCAUCUCAAGGAAAGAAAACAAAACACAGUUUUAGUGAUGAAUCAGAAUUAGGUUAUAAAGGGACUGACCCAGUAGUGGAAAUGGAAUGGAGAGAGUCUGAUCCUGGACAGAAUGAGUUAAAGAUGGAAGUAGAGGAAGGUUUGGCUACAACUGCUUCAGAGAAGCACAAAAAACAGGAUACUGUAGCUGUAUCUGGAAAGGAAGACAGUUAUGUGGAUAGAAAAGAAGAAAAACAUCUAAAAAUUUACAAACUUGUUUGUGGAGGAGAUCAUACCUUUGUUUUGUGUACACCUUAUGAUGCACUUGUAUAUCCUAGAGAUUUCCGUGUACGCCAACCAGAAACUCAGAUAUUGCCGGUAGACAACAAAGUACUGGAAGAAGUUGCCAAAAUCUCACCAGACCAACCAGUGUCUCAAGAAUUAAUGAACUACUUGGAAACUGUGUUUGGUUCAAGUGCUUGUCUCAAUGGUUCUUAUUUGAAGUCAGUUGAUGCUCACUAUGACUGUGGGAAUGAAAACCAUGGUAUAGAACUAAAUGCUGCUUAUUAUGGCUUUUUAUGUAUCAGGCAAUCUCAGCAUGAAGUUAUUUCAGAAUUGAUUGGAAGCUGUCUUCAGAGAGAUCUUCUUCCAUCUCUGCCAGUGCAGCCUAUUGAUGUAGAGGCCAUGCGAGUCUACCUCAUAUUGCCCAUGUGCCACCUCUUUUGUAACCCAAAACAGUACCUUGGCACAAUCAUUGCUCCAUUUAUUCAGAGCUUACUGAAGUUGCCUGAAACGUUUGCAAGUGUGCUUGAUAGAUGGUGGGCUCAGUUAGAAGCAAGACAGUUUAAAAAGUUGGUGCAGAUCUUUAAAGACUGUGUAUGCUACAUACUCAACAGCAUGGGUGACAGAGGAGUGCCUGAGGCAUCUAAAAAGCAUGAACAACUUCGAUUAUCCCUUGAGAUUUUGAACAGAUUGAACAAUGUAAAUGUCGUAAAUGAAUACCUGAUAUCCUACCAAGAAUUCUACAUCUCUGAAGUUACAGAGAAAGUUGAUGUUAGAUAUGACUAUGUAAACUGGCUACAAAUCACAUCAGAACCAAGGCAUUCUUUGUUUUAUGUUCUGAAUGGGAUGAUGAUUCAUUGGCUGUUAUGUUUCUAUGGAAAUAUAAGAAGGGACGACUUUUUUUUCUGUGAUUAUCCUUUUGUAUUUGAUGCUCAGGCUAAAACAUUAAUACUUCAGACAGACUCUGCUAUACAGAUGGAGUCUGCCAUGAACUCAGCUCAUCAGCAUAACCUGGCAAGUAUUUUUAUGCCCAUAAUGAAUCCUGUGAAUCCAUACAUGGUUUUGUGUGUUUCUCGAGAACACCUGGUCAAUGAUACCCUCCAUCAGCUUGGGAAUUAUCCAUCUGCUGACUUGAAGAAACCACUGAAGGUGGUUUUUUCUGGUGAAGAAGCUGUUGAUGCUGGUGGAGUACGGAAGGAGUUCUUCAUGCUUUUACUAAGAGAGAUACUAGACCUUAAAUAUGGGAUGUUUAAGGAAUACCCAGAAACUAAUUGUAUAUGGUUUAACACACAGAUAUUUGAGGAAGAAGUCAUGUUCUUCUUGAUUGGUCUUGUUUGUGGCUUAGCCAUAUACAACUACACUAUCAUUGAUCUUCCAUUUCCUUUGGUUCUGUACAAGAAGUUACUAAAUGAGCAAGUAAAGUUAGAAGAUUUGAAAGGAUUAUCUCCGUCCACUGCCAGGGGUCUUCAUGAUCUCCUACAAUAUGAAGGGGAUGACUUUGAAGAUGUGUUUUUACUUAAUUUUGAGAUCACUGUAGAAGUAUUUGGGGAUCCCGUUUUAUAUGAACUUAAGCCUGAUGGGAAGAAUAUACCAGUCACAAAAGAAAAUAGGGAAGAAUAUGUAAAUCUGUAUGUUGACUUUAUCCUGAAUAAAUCUGUCAGUGGUCCAUUUUCGGCUUUCUCGAGGGGUUUCCACAAAGUGUGUGGAGGGAAGGUGCUGGGUCUUUUCCAUGCUCAAGAAUUGAUGACUCUGGUUAGAGGGAAUGAAGAUUAUGAUUGGCAAGCACUGGAAGAAAAUACAGAAUACAAAGAUCCAUACAACAAAGACUCUCAAGUGAUCAAAAUGUUUUGGAAGGUGUUUCAUAGCCUUACUUUGGAGGAAAAGAAAAAAUUUCUUUUGUUUUUGACUGGCUCAGACAGAAUUCCAAUAUUAGGAAUGAAAGUUGUUAAGCUCGUAAUCCAGCCAAUGAAUGUAGGAGAUGAACACCUUCCUGUAGCUCACACAUGUUUUAAUGUUCUUGACUUGCCACCAUAUUCUAGUGAAACUGUUCUCAGGAAUAAAUUACUCAAGGCCAUCCAUCAUACUGAAGGUUUUGGACUAGCUUGAACUUGUAUAAACUUUGAAACAUAAAAGUAAAGAAAUCAAGGAAACAAGAGUUUUAAGUGAAAAAUGUGAGGAAUAAAAGUUAAUCAUAUUUUAUUUGUUCUAAAAUAUUAGUAAAAAAAUAAAUAUUUCUAGUUGAUUGGGGUGGAAGAUCACUUAAGUUUGUUUAAUUGCUCUAUUUGAAGUUUUCUAUUUUUACAGUUUACGAGUAAAAUACAUGCAGAAAUGUACAUAUACAGAAUGCUGUAUUUUUUAAAUUAUUUACAGUAAUAGGAAAUACAUGUAAGAGCAUCUAAAAUGUAAGUUGUUUUAAACUAUCAACUUUUGAAAAUAAAUGAUGUUUAAAUUGUCAGUAUUUUGAUGUAAAAUAAUAACAUUUUGCAAAGUAAUUUUAGUAUUAAAGGAAGAGAUUUAGAAAAAGCUAAAGAAGAAAAUCUAUAGAACUUUGAUCUAAGACUUGUUAUGUAGAAAUAUGCAUACAUAUAAAAAAAAUUAAGUUUGCUCCAUUUAAAUGUAUGCACUGUUUCUGCAAUUGUUUGACUUUGUGUUUGAAGAUAGAUUUUUCAUCUUAUACGGCUUGACAAGGCUAAUGUUAAACCAUGUAUACCUUCUUGUUUACUUUUAGAAAGAUUCUUAAGUUUUCACAUUUAGUGCUUUCUUUUUAAGUGAAGUAUAAUUAGGUAGACUCAUAGAAUAUAAAUAUUAUUGUAAUACAUCAAGUGCAUUACUUUUGUGAGUUUCAAUAUUAUUUUUUGAAGCAAGGUUUGAAUUGGGUAAAUUAAAAUAUCAUCUUACCCGUUA
Molecule: messenger RNA, 4664 nt
Organism: Limulus polyphemus (Atlantic horseshoe crab)
Lineage: Eukaryota; Metazoa; Arthropoda; Merostomata; Xiphosura; Limulidae
Gene: Herc4
Product: probable E3 ubiquitin-protein ligase HERC4
Exons: 31
Coding region: 258-3866 (1202 amino acids)
Biological process (GO): ubiquitin-dependent protein catabolic process; protein ubiquitination
Molecular function (GO): ubiquitin protein ligase activity
Source: RefSeq, a predicted model, not a curated record